Messenger RNA from Paramecium sonneborni, 810 nucleotides. NCBI's taxonomy places the organism in Eukaryota, Ciliophora, Oligohymenophorea, Peniculida, Parameciidae. The record is from the annotation of a GenBank genome assembly.
AUGUAAAAUAAAAUAAAGUAUUUCUUUUCAUAAUUGAAAUUCAAUCCAAACAAGAACUAUUAUCAAAUUUUGAACUUAACAAAUAAAUCUUCAUAAGAAGAAAUUAAAACUGCAUAUUAUACUUUAGCUAAAUUAUAUCAUCCAGAUAAAAAUCCAGAUUAAAUUGAUAAAUUUAAAGGAAUUAAUGAAGCAUAUGAGAUUUUAAAAAAUCCAAUAACAAAGAAAGAAUAUGAUGAAUCAUAAAUUAAUCCUCAAUAAUAUUAGAAGAAAUAAUAUGAUAGAUAAUAUCAUCAACACUCAAGUAUAAAAUAUUACUAAAGAAGCAUAUAGUUAUUAAUAGAAUGUAAAUCAUGAAUAGUUUAGAAGAAUGUAUGAAGAAUAUAAGAGAACAUAAUCGUAUUAUGAAUAUUAAUAUCAAUCUAAAACAACAUAAAGUAACAACGAUCCUUUUAAAUAAUACAAGAAUUAUACAAAAGAAUAAUAAUAUGUAAAAUUAUCCACAAUUAAAUUUUAUUUUAGGAACUUUAUUCAGGUAGAGCAAGUGCUAUGAGAUAUUUAAUUAUAUUUAUGAUGGGAAUGGCUGCAUAUGUAUUUUUUGAAUUAUUUGGUUUGUUAAUGGAUAAUAGAUAAAUUGUUGUAGUUGAUUAAAAUACUGGUUAACAAUAUGUAACAACUAAGGAUGAAUUUAGAAGAAUAUAAUAAAAAACAAGAGAAUAAAUGGAUUAUGAAAGGAGAAGAGAAAUUUUAAAAUAAAUUUAAGAUGAUGAACUAAAAAUGAUAAGAUAAAAUUAAACUUAAUUCUAAAAAUGA